Messenger RNA from Punctularia strigosozonata HHB-11173 SS5, 858 nucleotides. RefSeq lists its product as uncharacterized. NCBI's taxonomy places the organism in Eukaryota, Fungi, Basidiomycota, Agaricomycetes, Corticiales, Punctulariaceae. The annotation marks the transcript as partial. Gene Ontology annotation, biological process: mitotic sister chromatid cohesion. Gene Ontology annotation, molecular function: protein-lysine-acetyltransferase activity. The record is from RefSeq and is a predicted model, not a curated record. The transcript is spliced from 3 exons. Gene Ontology annotation, cellular component: chromatin; nucleus.
CAAGGGCACAAACCCGUCAAAGCGGCCAAAUCAUCCAAGCCGAAACAUGCGUCGCAAAAACAACGACCGGCAGCGCAGAAGCUCACUCAGUUGCACUUUACGCUCGACACCUCCGUCCUGCGCACCUGCCCCCUCUGCGAGCUCUCCUACACCCGCGCCGCGCCGGACGACGAGGCGCUCCACCGCUCGCACUGCGCGCGCGUCCGGCGCGGGAUGGAAUGGGGUCGGGAUGAAGAGCGCGAAGCGCGCGCGACGGAGAUUGCCAGCGGCCUCCGGCUUAAGGGCGAACAGUGGCGGCACGUCCGCGGCCGGAUCGUGAGCGUGCGGUUGGACGUGGGUGGCAAGACCGGCGCGAAGCUCGGCGCGCUGCUGCAGACGAUCAACCUCGCGCUAUCCUCGCCGCCGCUCCCGCCAGCAGCGCUCAAGGCGUGCAAGGCUUACCUCUUUCUCGUCCCGACCCCGGCAUCCUCCUCGCUGGCUAGCACGCGAAGGGAGAAGAUCGCGGGCUGCGUCAUCGCUCAGAGGAUCGACACCGCGAUGCGCAACGUGGACCCGACGCCACCAUCCGGGGAAGCCCCUGCAGCGCGGCAGGACCUCGUCGCCGUCGACCUUUCGUCGGGGUUGUACGUCCACCCCGAGCCGCUCCCGACCGCGAUGGGUAUCCCGCGGCUCUUCGUGUCCUCUACUUAUCGCCGCUGCGGUAUCGCGAUGCAGCUGUUGGAUGCCGCCGCCCGGACGUUCAUCCACUCGUGCCCCCUCGACCCACGCAAGGGCGAGGUCGCGUUCACGCAACCCACGAGCAGCGGGCGCGCCGUCAUGUUACGAUGGGGUCAAGGAGCCGUUCGGAUAUACGACGAA